Messenger RNA from Callorhinchus milii (elephant shark), 963 nucleotides. RefSeq names its product lysoplasmalogenase-like protein TMEM86A. Bases 256 to 963 code for a protein of 235 amino acids. Lineage: Eukaryota; Metazoa; Chordata; Chondrichthyes; Chimaeriformes; Callorhinchidae. The record is from RefSeq and is a predicted model, not a curated record. The transcript is spliced from 3 exons. Gene Ontology annotation, cellular component: membrane.
UUCAAGUGAGACAACCUCGCAUCCACACCCCUUGCCUUUGAUCCUCGCUUUGGAGGGCUAUUUCUUCAGCGUUGGAAGCUUAUCGUUCUUUAAACCAGUUUGUUUUAACAGACCGGAUGGGGGGUCAAAUGUGCUUACAGUUAUAGUGGUCAAAGGCUUCCGUUAGUUGCUUCCUAAAAAUACAGAGGCAAGAGAGGCUGUUGUUCAUUCGGCUCAGCUCAGAGCAGCAAGAAAGAGACAUCGUUCACUCUCGUCAUGAGGUCACCAAUCACUUUGGUUAUCAGUGAGCCCAAACUGUUAGCUGUCUUCAAUGUAACUGCAUCCAUCUACAUCGCCACGUCUUCUCUGCACCAAAUACCACUGUGGCUGACAGCUGUCACCAAAAUUCUGCCCAUCCUCUGCUUGGGUUUCUUUGUUCUGGCCCAAGGGAAAAAGUUCCUCCUCAGUCACCACAGCCUCCUCAAGUUACUGGCCGGCCUCGUCUUUUCUGGCCUGGGUGAUGUGCUUCUGGUGCCAUCUAAUUAUUUCAUUGCUGGUGGAGUCAUGUUUGCAAUCGCCCACUGUUUCUACAUCUGGAUGUUUGGUUUCAAGUCUGUGAACCUGCGAGGUGGGAGUGUGGUGGCCAGUGCAACACUAAUAGGCGCGACCUUGCUCGGUACGUGUAUGUGGAGGAAGGACAUGGCGACAUGGCAAAUACUAGCGCUCUUCUGUUACUGUGCCGUCAUCGGGAGUAUGGUAUGGCGGGCCAACGCAGAGGUCCUGUUCCACACCCCAAAGCCACCCGCAAAGGUGAUCGGUGGACUCGGAGCUGUGUGUUUCGCCAUCUCCGACUUAACCUUGGCUCUGAAUUUGUUGUGCUUUCCUAAUAUCCCGUACAGGACACUGAUUGUCAUGAGCACGUACUACACAGCGCAGUUAUUUAUCACUCUAAGUGUUGUGAACGAUAAGAAGCGCCAUGAUUAG